GAGAAUCAAAAAGCGUGUACUUCGCUAAAAAUUUCUCAAUAAAAAUUGUAUUUAUUAAUUAAAAUCCUUUAAUUUACAAUGUGUGAAGUUGAAGCUGUUUCCAAAAUUGCCAAAUGUUUGCAAGUACCUUUGGGUAAAGUGCAACUAAAUGAGGAACAGGUGGUAACACGCACUCUCAACAACAAAUCGGUAUCAGGAUAUGCUACCAUUCUUAAUAGUUUGGCCAAAGAAUCGAAAUCAAACAUUGCUACCAAUAGCUAUCAAACACGUGAAGUAGAGGCUCAGGUUUAUCAAUGGAUUGAAUUUGCUGUUCUUUACGUGGCACCUGGCUCAAAGGAUAAGCACAUUGCCCAACAAUUAUUGAGGGAUUUUAACAAGAUGUUUUUGAAACAAUCGUAUUUGGUGGGACAUUUUCUCACAUUGGCUGAUUUAGCGGUCUUCUAUGCCAUUUAUGAUUUAGUGAAAUCUCUUUCCCCAAUCGAAAAAGAAAAUUAUUUGAAUUUAUCUCGGUGGUUUGAUCAUCUGCAGCAAUUGCCCGAAGUCCGUCAAGAUGGCGGUUUAUUAAACUUUACAACAAUCUACUUGCACGGCUGGGCCACUGGUACUCAUGUCUAAUAGGCAGUUAUAAUUCUAAUAAUUAUGUACUUUCAUUUUGUUUCAAAAUAUAAUUAAAGCAAUAUUUAUUUUCUUUCUUCUUAUUUAUAAUCGACAUAAAAAGGCAUUUAUAAAAAAACUCUCACAUUUUUUUAAGAUAUAAUUUAAAUCAUCGAAGUUUUAAACAAUUUGUUAAAAUAAAAUUAUAAUUGUAUAAUUUCUGAUAAAUAAAA
This is a messenger RNA of Calliphora vicina (urban bluebottle blowfly), 827 nucleotides long. RefSeq names its product aaRS-interacting multifunctional protein 3 (gene AIMP3). The record is from RefSeq and is a predicted model, not a curated record. The transcript has 3 exons. Gene Ontology annotation, biological process: positive regulation of DNA damage response, signal transduction by p53 class mediator. The coding region runs from base 79 to 615 and encodes 178 amino acids. Lineage: Eukaryota; Metazoa; Arthropoda; Insecta; Diptera; Calliphoridae. Gene Ontology annotation, cellular component: aminoacyl-tRNA synthetase multienzyme complex; nucleus; cytoplasm.